Molecule: messenger RNA, 1618 nt
Organism: Oppiella nova
Lineage: Eukaryota; Metazoa; Arthropoda; Arachnida; Sarcoptiformes; Oppiidae
Source: the annotation of a GenBank genome assembly
AGAAGUGAAGACAUCGAGUGUCUGAAGAGUGGUUCCAAUGCACUGAAUGGUCAGUCAGACCAACAACUCUAUGAUUUGACUCAAAAGAAUCUGUUGACCGGAGAAGACAUGGUUCUGAAGAGAGCAGUCAUUGCCAGAGAGAGUGGUCUUCCCUGUUAUGACCAGUUCUACCAGAAGUACACCAAAGGAUUGGAAGCAAUUUUCUUGGGAUCCAAUGAAACCAAACGACUCGAUGGGGCCGACAGUCCGCAGGAGAGAUCGGAUGCCAUGAAAGCCAUUGCCGGCAUAACUCAGGCCGUGAUAUGCGAUGAGAAAACUGGUGGCCGACGAGCUGUUCGUACNGUGUUUUGUCUGCUGAAGAUCGGCACAGAGAUCUACGACACAAUUAUGGUGACAAAUGUGGACAGAAGUAUGACUGACAUCCAGUUCGACGACAUCUGUGUCUUCGCCAACAUUCCGCCCGAUUUUGAAUUCAAAUUAGAGGUCUAUUCGCGUGUACUUCACGACGACCUCAGCAUCGCCUCAACGCCCAGAAAGUUGUCUAAAAAGAUCUCGACGUCUGUGUCGAAGACGUUGGGCAGGAAGUUGGCCGCAGCUGUCAAAGAGGACUUGGACUCUGAAAAUGGUCCGAAGUUUCAUUUGGUUGCGACGGCGACACUGGGUUUGAAACAGGCGUCCGAUGCCAUCAAAACCCACGACAUGAUGAUCGAGAACCUGGAGAACCGUAACUCACAAUUACCACUCUUUGGACACUUUUGCUGCCGACUGGCCGUACAGCCCGACUGUCAGACCGUUGAGCGCAUCACUGGUUAUCUGAAAGUAAAAGAGGCGACUGUGAGGACACAAAAGAUUGAAUCCAUAUAUUGGGCGUCGCUUAAGAACUUUCAACUGAGGUUUUGGUCGAAAAAGUACGACAGAAAUAGUUCUUCCAGUUAUGGCUCGUCUAAGAAGCGCUUCGAUGCCAUUGACGCCGAUCUCGUGAUUCCCAUCAAUAAGAAGACAAAAGUGAAUUCGGGAUCAAAUGCGCUGACAAUCAGUAACGAAGAUAAGUGUUAUAUACUGUCCAAUGAGAACACAAUGCCUGACAUCAAACAGUGGGCCAAACAGUUGGAGCAAACCAUUCACGACUUCAAUAUAUGGGAAUCGGUGGCCGAGUAUCACAUGCCUAUCCCGUCGCCAUCGCCUACCAGAGCGCCCAUGUAUUUAAAGCAGAGGAUUCCCGGUUCGCUAUACGAUGAGACACCGAUUCAAGAACCUCAAACUCCAAACUACAAGACGACGACGGGGACAGUCCCGCGACGACAAUCCAAUGGCGAUUCCCUGCGCUCCCGGUCCUCAUCCCUGUCCUCUUCGUGUACGAACAGCUCGUCGGCCACCAGUUCUGGCAAACACUCAUCGCAGUCAUCGCCCACUCAAUACAAUAAAGACUCGCAAAUGGAUUGUAAACACAAUUUCUUAUUCUUUCGGCCGAGCAAUCAGGGAAAGCCUUUAAUGAACUACUGAUCCCAUCAUUACCUUCACUAUACAUAUAAUUUUCGACAAACUAUAAUUAUUUUACAUAUAAUUCUAUAGAAAUGUAAUGAAAUUCUAAUCAUAAUUAUAUUGCAAUCGAUUUCUC